This is a messenger RNA of Caenorhabditis remanei, 3426 nucleotides long. RefSeq lists its product as uncharacterized. Gene Ontology annotation, biological process: isoleucyl-tRNA aminoacylation. The transcript is spliced from 8 exons. Lineage: Eukaryota; Metazoa; Nematoda; Chromadorea; Rhabditida; Rhabditidae. The coding region runs from base 1 to 3426 and encodes 1141 amino acids. Gene Ontology annotation, molecular function: tRNA binding; isoleucine-tRNA ligase activity; ATP binding. The record is from RefSeq and is a predicted model, not a curated record.
AUGAGCGGUCUUUCAACCGUUCCGGAUAACAUCAAUUUCGCGAAGGAGGAAGAUAAAAUUGCUCAAAAAUGGAAAGAUGAGAAUACAUUCGAACGAUCUGUCGAACUCUCCAAAGACCGUCCACACUUCACUUUCUAUGAUGGUCCACCAUUCGCUACUGGACUUCCUCAUUACGGUCAUAUGCUCACGAGUACUAUCAAGGAUGUAGUUGGUAGAUGGGCUCAUCAAAAUGGGCAUUAUGUCGAGAGAAGAUUCGGAUGGGAUACUCAUGGUCUUCCAGUCGAAUAUGAAAUUGACAAAACUCUUGGAAUCAGUGGUCCACAAGAUGUUAUGAAAAUGGGAAUCGCCAAUUAUAAUAAUGAAUGCAGAAAGAUUGUUAUGAGAUAUUCCGGGGAAUGGGAGAAAACGAUGGGUCGUCUAGGGCGUUGGGUCGAUUUCAAACAUGACUACAAAACCCUUUACCCCUGGUUCAUGGAGUCAGUUUGGUGGGCAUUCAGUGAAUUGCACAAGAAAGGACUCGUAUACAAGGGUGUAAAAGUGAUGCCAUUCUCCACUGCAUGUUCGACCCCACUUUCGAAUUUCGAAGCCGGGCAAAACUACAAGGAUGUCGUUGAUCCAGCUGUGUUCGUUGGUUUCAAGUUAUUGGACAACCCGAAUCGUAUGCUUGUUGCAUGGACAACCACUCCAUGGACUCUUCCAUCAAACUUGGCUCUUGUUGUUCAUCCGGAUAUGCAAUAUGUUGUUGCAAAGGACAAGACGACUGGAAUUGAAUACGUCGUUCUCGAGGAACGUCUCGGAGAACUCAAGAAUGAGAAUCUUGAAGUUGUCGAGAAACUUGUCGGAAAGCAACUCAAGGAUCUCAAAUAUGAACCACUUUUCCCAUAUUUCGCUCAUAUGCGUGAGGAGAGAAAUGCAUUCAGAGUUUUGAAUGACACUUUCGUCACUUCUGAUUCUGGUACUGGAGUUGUACAUCAAGCUCCAUACUUCGGAGAGAUCGAUUUCCAAGUUUGUGUUAACAAUGGAGUCAUUGCCAAAGACCAGAAAAUGAUCUGCCCAGUUGACGAAAACGGAAAGUACACCUCGGAAGUGAAGGACUAUGAAGGAAUAUAUGUGAAAGACGCUGAUAAACUUAUUAUGAAGAAGCUCAAGGAGAUGGGAAAUCUUGUGAGACAAGCUGAAUGCAAGCACUCUUACCCAUUCUGCUGGCGGUCGGAUACUCCUCUUCUCUACAAAGCCGUUCCAUCUUGGUUCAUCCGUGUUGAGACUCUUAUUCCAAGACUUUUGGCUAAUAACGAUGAAACUUAUUGGGUACCUUCAUUUGUUAAGGAUAAGAGAUUCGCUAAUUGGUUGAGAGAUGCUCGUGAUUGGGCUGUCUCGAGAAACCGCUUCUGGGGAACUCCAAUCAAUUUGUGGGUUUCGGAUGAUGGAGAAGAGGUGGUUUGCGUCGGAAGUAUCGCUGAAUUGGAAGAGCUCUCCGGACAAAAGAUCACAGAUCUUCAUAGGGAAAGUGUAGAUGACAUCACUAUCCCAUCUCGUUCAGGACGUGGAGUUCUCAAGCGUGUAUCAGAAGUUUUCGAUUGUUGGUUCGAGUCUGGAUCUAUGCCAUAUGCCCAAAACCACUAUCCAUUCGAGAACCGAAAGAUCUUCGAGGAUAACUUCCCAGCUGAUUUCAUUGCUGAGGGAAUUGACCAGACUCGUGGAUGGUUCUACACUCUUCUUGUUCUGUCUACUGCUCUUUUCAACAAGCCACCAUUCAAGAAUCUCAUCUGCAACGGUCUUGUUCUUGCAUCUGACGGAGCCAAGAUGUCCAAGAGAAAGAAGAAUUAUCCAGAUCCAAUGGAGAUUGUGAACAAAUAUGGAGCUGAUGCUCUCCGGCUUUAUCUCAUCAACUCACCAGUUGUCAGAGGAGAAAACUUGAGAUUCAGAGAAGAAGGAGUCAGAGAUCUUCUCAAGGACGUGUUCCUUCCAUGGUUCAAUGCCUACAGAUUCUUUGUUCAGAAUGUGCAAGCUUAUGAACAUGAAACUGGAAAUGUGUUCGAUAUGAACGCUCAUGUUGCCAGCGAGAAUGUGAUGGAUAGAUGGAUCGAAUCUUUCACAAACAGUCUUGUCGGUUUCGUUCGCAAAGAAAUGGACGCCUACAGGUUGUACGCUGUCGUCGGACCACUCACCAAAUUCUUCGACACUCUUACCAACAUCUACAUCAGAUUGAACAGAAAAAGAGUAAAGGGAGACAACGGACUCCAUGAGCAACAUCACGCAUUGGCUGCGCUUGGACGUGUUCUCAUCCUCAUUGUUCGACUGAUGGCUCCGUUCACUCCAUUCUUCUGUGAAUACAUCUGGCAGAACUUGAAAAAGGUCAUUGGAGCAUCGGAGGAAUCUGUUCAUUUCUUGAUGCUUCCAAAACCAGAUGAGAGUCUCAUUGAUGAAUCAGUUGAGAGAAGAGUGGAGGUGAUGAGAAAUGUGAUUGAUCUCGUUCGUCUUGUUAGAGAUCGUGAAGGUCUUGCUGUGAAAUACCCAUUGAAGGAGAUGGUUGUCAUCAACAGAGACAGCCAAUUCUUAGAAGACGUUAAGAGUCUCGAACCAUAUGUCCUUCUUGAGUUGAAUGUUCGAAAACUGACAGUAUCACAGGACAAGCAGAAGUAUGGAAUCACACUCAAAGCCGAACCGAACUUCAAGAUCCUUGGAGCUCGUCUGAAGGGAGAACAAAAGAAGGUUGCUGACUACUUGAAGAACAAGAUCACUGAAACAGAAUUGGAACAAUUCCUCCUUGAAGGAAAACUUACCGUUCUUGGACACGAGAUCUCUUCUGAAGAAGUGGCUGUCAGUUAUGCAAACGGAAGCGAUCAAGGACAUGGAUUCAAGACGCAUUCUGAUGCAAAGACUAUUGUGAUGAUUGAUACUACUGAGGAUGAGUCACUUGUUGAGGAAGGACUCUGUAGAGAAGUUACCAACAGAGUUCAACGUCUUCGUAAACAAGCCAAACUCGUUUCCACUGAUACUGCUCAUGUUCACAUUGUUGUUCAUCCAAAUGAUUCUCAACUUGCCCAAGUUGUUGCUGCAAAACUUAAAGAUAUCGAGUCAGCCACAGGAACACCCAUCAAGUUGGGAGCACCAUCUGCCUCGGCCAAGGCUCCAACGGCCACUAGCAAGAGUGCUGUGAAGGAUUCAGAAGUUGAAUUGUGGUUGUUCGCUGAAGGAGACAAUUUCGAAGGAAUCACAGUUGUCGAUGGAACCAAGAAAGUUCGUGUUCAUUUGAAGACUGAAAAUGAACAACUCAAUGGAUAUGCUGAUCUCCUCUAUCACGUUCGAUCGGCUCUCGAUCAAUGGAACGGAAAAAUCACCUUGAAUAAUGCCGACGGUUCACGAGUUCACCCAACUGUUGACGUGAAUUCUCUCGCCGGAAAGACGCUUCAACUCGCUCGAUAA